GAAGGAGGGAGGCAGAGACGCCGUGCCUGGGGGCCCAGGGCCUGCGCCGGCCGGAGGGAGACGGAUGUGCCGCCUCCGUGCGCUCCUCGUCAGACGGCGGCGGUUACUGCUUCCGAGGUCAAACGAACCCGGACGCGUCUAUAGGGUGCAGACCCGGCGCGCGCCUGAGGGAGCGGAAGACCAACCAGCGCCCCAGCCUGGGGGGAAUGACUCCCCUCGGCCCUCACCCCGCGCUCCGCCAGCAUUUCUUUACGUCCGUGCUCCGCUUGCGCGCCGGGCCGAGAGCCGAAGCCGCGGGGCCUCCCUUCCGGCCGCUGUCCAGCACUCGCAGCCGGAGCCGGGGCUGCCGCGGCGCCACGACACCCGCCCCCUCCCCCAGCAAGCGGCCCCGGCCUGCGGAGGACGGCAUGCGGCUUCGCUUCGUCCGGCUCUCCGAGCACGCCACCGCCCCGACCAAGGGGUCCGCGCGGGCUGCGGGCUACGACUUGUACAGUGCCUAUGAUUAUACGCUGCCACCUAUGGAGAAGGCCCUUGUGAAAACGGACAUUCAGGUAGCUCUUCCUUCUGGGUGCUAUGGAAGAGUAGCUCCCCGUUCUGGCUUGGCUGCAAAACACUUCAUCGAUGUAGGAGCUGGCGUCAUAGAUGAAGAUUAUAGAGGAAAUGUGGGUGUCGUGCUAUUUAAUUUUGGCAAAGAAAAGUUUGAAGUCAAAAAGGGAGAUCGGAUCGCACAGCUCAUUUGUGAACGGAUUUUUUAUCCAGAAAUAGAGGAAGUUCAGGUUUUAGAUGACACUGAAAGGGGUUCAGGAGGUUUUGGUUCCACUGGGAAGAAUUAAGUUAUGCCAAGAAUAGAAAAUGAGAAAACAUACUGUUUCUUAGAAAUAAAGAGUUUUUGCUUAAAGUGUUUUGGUGUUUUGCACAUCUGUAAACAUAAUAGCUUUAGUUUCUAAAACUGGUUCUCUUAGGAAUUAGGAAAAGAUGCCUCUGUUGGGGGGGGUCCCCUAAAACCUGACAUGCUUAUGUUUUUACACAUCUGAUUAUUGUAUAAAUCUGUGUGGUGAGCUAAUACAAACUGUUUUUAUUUUUUUAAUUGGAUGUAUAUCGAUUACAGACCCAAAAAACCCUGUAUUACUUAAUUCACUAAAUGCUUUCUCUUCAACUUAUUUAGUUGCUUUGUGAAUCAUAAGCAGUGCCUUUCAUUCAACGAAUUUGAAUUCUUUCACAGAUACAAAUUAUUGUAUGAAGUGAACUAAAAAGAUAAUAAAAAGAAGUUGAAGUUA
This is a messenger RNA of Mustela lutreola (European mink), 1277 nucleotides long. RefSeq names its product deoxyuridine triphosphatase (gene DUT). The record is from RefSeq and is a predicted model, not a curated record. Lineage: Eukaryota; Metazoa; Chordata; Mammalia; Carnivora; Mustelidae. Bases 207 to 833 code for a protein of 208 amino acids. The transcript has 7 exons. Gene Ontology annotation, molecular function: magnesium ion binding; dUTP diphosphatase activity. Gene Ontology annotation, biological process: dUMP biosynthetic process; dUTP catabolic process.